Molecule: messenger RNA, 738 nt
Organism: Rotaria sordida
Lineage: Eukaryota; Metazoa; Rotifera; Eurotatoria; Philodinida; Philodinidae
Source: the annotation of a GenBank genome assembly
AUGGGUGAUAUGAAUGGACAAGUAGUAGCUGGUGGCAAUGGCCAAGGAAAUCGAUUGGAUCAAUUGCAUGGUCCAACCGAUGUGUUGAUCGACAAAGAGACGGAUAGUCUCAUUAUUUGUGAUCGAGGAAAUGGACGAGUCGUACGAUGGUCUUAUCGUAGUGGCACAACUCAAGGAGAAAUCCUCAUCGGCAACAUCGCUUGUGUAGGAUUGGCCAUGGAUGAUCAGAGAUAUCUCUACAUCUCUGACACUGACAAACAUGAAGUAAGACGAUAUCAAAUAGGAGACAAGAAUGGAACUAUCGUGGCUGGUGGCAAUGGCAAAGGUGCUGGUCUCAAUCAACUCGACGUUCCGAUCUACAUCUUUGUCGAUCAACAACAGUCUGUCUACGUGUCAGAUUGGAAUAAUCAUCGUGUGAUGAAAUGGAAUAAAGGUGCAAAAGAAGGAAUUGUCGUCGCUGGGGGUCAAGGCAAAGGAAAUACUCUGAUACAAUUGUCGUAUCCUAGUGGACUGUUCGUCGAUACAUUGGGUACCAUCUAUGUCGGAGAUUCGGUGAAUAAUCGAGUUAUGUGUUGGCCUAAAGGAACGAAACAAGGCGCUAUUAUUGUGGGUAAAAAUAGUGAAGAAGCAGAAGCGAAUCAGCUCAACUAUCCAAUAGGUUUGUCCUGCGAUCGACAUGGCAAUCUCUAUGUCAUCGAUUAUAACAAUCAUCGUGUUCAACGAUUUUCUGUUGAAUAA